This is a messenger RNA of Cucurbita pepo subsp. pepo (vegetable marrow), 3155 nucleotides long. RefSeq lists its product as uncharacterized. Lineage: Eukaryota; Viridiplantae; Streptophyta; Magnoliopsida; Cucurbitales; Cucurbitaceae. The record is from RefSeq and is a predicted model, not a curated record.
GACUCUUUCAUAUAACUAAAAAUAGAGUUCACAUGGCGUGUUGGUUGCAGGAAGCAACCGCUACAUUUGUCCGCACCCGAUCAACGCGGUGAACUUCCAUGGCCAGACGACCUACCCUCUCUCCUCCGACUGCUUCUUCUCCGAGAUCUCUGGUUUUCUCUCUCUUCCUUCUUGUGUUCUCUAAUGGCGGGAAGAGGCAGACGAACCCCUUUUCUCCUUCAAACUUCGUUUAGAUGACAAUAUAUGCCACGCUUCUGGCUUCACCCCGGACAUGUUCUCUUCUCGCCUUCCAACCCAAGCAAUUCUUGAGAUUUCUUGAGAUUUCUUUUCCCAAUCCUCAUCGUAUUCGGUGAAUUGAAUUUCCUUUUGCCCUCUUCGUGUUUACGAGUGAGCGCCUUGCAUUUUGGGGGAUGAAAUUUGGCGGUGAUUGUUUUGUUUCGUUAUGGAAUCUCCCCUGCCUUGUCUUGGUUAUUAAUUAAUUCUUGUCUUUGUAUUAACAUGCGUCGGUUGCGUGUAUGCGUUUUUCCGAUUUCGGUGUCGUUUCUCAAAGCUGUAAUUGUUGAUGAUGGGGAAUGUUGAUGAUGAUCGUUGUGUAUUUCCUCUCACCAAUUUGCAAAUCGGAUGAGUUUCGGUAGCCGAUUUCAAUGGUUGGUGCAUAGUAUAUUUGUUCAAUGUUCAACUGUUUUUCAUCAAUUCAGCGACUUGCAGUCAUAUCUCUCUGAUCUUAACCUCUUCGUGGCGCAUGAGAGUAAAAAAUUCUUAAUUUUGGUGGACAAUCGGCCAUGGUUGAGAGAAUUUGGUUCGCGGCCUGCUCGGUUGUGGCAACUGAUGGUUACGAAGUCGAGGCUCUCUCCUUUUGCAAACAGGAAAGUACGGAGGGAUAGAAAUAGUAAACGAGUUGCUUAUCAGAGACCCAAAAUUACUAAGAAAAAGAAGUGUUUGUGGUUCUCAUUGAUCAAUGCAGUGACCCUGUCUCAUAAGAAACUUCUUCUUCUUCCUAUGCCUCCUGUGGAGAACCUUCGAAAAUCUUUUAUCCUAAACAAUGAACUGCAUUGCACAUUGUAUGGUUUUAUUGUUUUUGAAGUUUCAUGGAGCAAUGUUAGAGGUAUAAACUACUUAAAUGAGCUUCAGACGGAUACCUCUCUGGCCGUAGAGUCUAAAUAUAUGCAACGAUGGGAAUUUGAUUGCAUAUCUCAUGCUGCGGGGAGCGUAUCUUCUUGGUUCUUGGGUUCACCCUCGGAUGAGCAACUGUUGAAGAGUUAUUUGGAAUCAGUCACAGGAGAAAUUUUCUAUGAUGCUGUAGAUGAAUUUGAUGAUAUUGAAGACAAUUUCCUCAAUAAUAGCAUUCCAAUUAUGGAGGACGAGAUUAUCUCCUACAAAAACUUUUGCAUUAAUGACGAUCUUCUGGAGUGCACUGAUGGUGAACUAAACUUACAUUCUACAACUGUAGAAGACAGUGCGAAUACACUACAGACGCCUCCUCCUACUGGUCCUAACAAGAGAAGAAAAGUAACAAGAUUUAUUGGCUCAGAUAAUGAAGAUGAUACCAAUCUGGAUGAGAUGGAGACCAGGACUAGUGGUUUCCCCAGUGUCUCAGAGAUUUAUGAUGCUAAUUGUCAAGAUGUAGUUGAGGCUACACAAUACAAAGAUGUAUUAAUUUUGUUUAGGUUCAAUGAUCGCGACCUUCCAUUUAAGUUAAAGCAAGUAAUAAUGUCUGAUCUACGGUUGCUCACUUUGUUAGAAGCUGGUCUUCCAUCUUGGGUCAUCUUCCUUCAAUCUUACCCUGUGUUUUGUCACGUCUAUCGUCCGUGGAUGUGCCCUUUUGCAAGAGCUUUGUAUGUACUGGUAUCGGUUAUCACCGUUCUCAUAGGAUUCUAUGAUUUAUACAAAAAUGUCCCGCUUUUGAAGGCAGCAGCGUCACGUUUGUGUGGACCCCUUUUUGAUUGGAUUGAGCAUUGGGAGAUGGUAUCAAGGAUCAAAUACUUGGGAACAAUGUUGUUCUUACAUAAUUUUGAGAAAUCUCUUACAUGGUUUCUUACUAUUUCACGUACCGCACGAUCUUUUCUUGCAAUUUUGGCUCAACCGUUGGCAAGUCCGGUCGUGGAACUUCUAGGAUUCGUUCUUCCUAUUUGUAAUACUUGUAUCGAAGUUGUUGGGAACUUCUUUUCAGUGAUCUGGGAUGUGAUAGACUUUUGUGGCGAUAUGGUUGUUGACUCAGUUGAGUUGUUGCUCUUGCCAAUAUGGUUCAUUUUCUCAACCUUGUGGAGCUGUGUAACAAUGAUUUUGCUUCCUGCAUUGAGGAUCAUUUCAGAAAUACUACAUGUUCCGAUCAGAACCAUUCUUUCAUUAGCUAGUUUCGUCACUUACAUAUGCACCGGCAUUUAUGAGAUGUUCGGAGACGUACAACAAGUUCUUUGUAGUGUUUUUCAAGUUGCUUCUGUUUCAGAGGUAACAGUUGCCACUUCUGAGGUCUCCAUUUGGCGUACACUUUGGAAUGAUCUCUUCUCUCAGGUUUUUAGAGCUCUUAGAAGUAUUUUAAAUGGAUUUGUUGCCUUCUUCACUGCCUGCAACAGACAUCGGCUCAGCAUCUAUAAUUAUGUUCAGGAAUGUUUUGAAAGAUUAUGUGGUCGAAUGCGAGGCUCAGAGCAGGAAGCAAGCAGCAGUAGACGCAUGUACAAGCCCCAACGUCUGUCUAGGGUAUAUGGACAGUCCUUGGAAAACCGUAAGGUUCACACGGAUUAGAAGUCUGUUGGCUUAAGCAGAUGAUUACGACGCAUAGAAGAUAAUAAACCCCUCAUGCAUACUUAGUACAUUUUAAUCGAAAGACAUGGCUCGAGGCACAUCUUAGCGGAGGAGGCAGCGUAACUAUACCAUACAAAGUAGCAUGAGUUUUCUUUUUUUCCCCUACAACAACACGAGGUUGGAGGGUUCAAAUUACUGAAGAUCAAGGUAGCGAGAGAUUAUAUGCCUGAAUUAGUUGAACUAUCUUUUAGGUUUAGGUUAAGUUGUAUGGUCUUGUACCUUUGGUCCCUCCCAAUUGAGAUCAAUUCUAGUUUCCUUUCCAGAUGAUGUGCUGUAAAUCACCGGAUGUAAAUAACAUGCAAAAUUAGUGUACAGAGUUUGCAUAUUCCAAAGGUAAAAGAUUUUUUAUUGAC